AUGGGGAAGGGAGGGCUCAAAUGCAACGCUCAGAAGCCACUAGUACCCACUGAAUCGUAUCAGAAAAGACCCAUUUCCGAUUUGAACCCCAAUGCGCCCUCGUGGAACCAGUCCGUUGAAAUGCAAAAUAUCAGGGCUGAUGUCAGCAGCGCAGCAAAUCACGGUCACGAUAAGUCCUUUGAGAAGUUAGCAGCUACAUUGAGGCAAGGUUUCACUCUACCUAGGCCUGAGAUUCAGAGAUUUGACGAAAACCCGCUAAAUUAUUGGUCGUUUAUUCGCUCUUUCGAAAAUAACAUCGACAGAAACACUUCUGAUGAGAGCGAGAAGUUAACAUAUCUCCUCCAGUAUUUUUCCGGUGACGCAAAGCGUGUCAUUAGUAGUUGCGUGACAAUGGAUCCGACAGUCGGCUACCGUACCGCCCGGAAUUUACUGAGGCAACGUUUUGGCCAUCCAUACACUAUCGCAUCUGCACACGUUAAGGAGAUUACGGAUGGCCCACCGAUUAAAGCGUCAGAUGUACAGAGCUUGAUGGGGUUCGCGGACAGACUUAAAAACUGUGAGAACGUUUUAUUGCACUGUUAG
This is a messenger RNA of Nematostella vectensis (starlet sea anemone), 582 nucleotides long. RefSeq lists its product as uncharacterized. The record is from RefSeq and is a predicted model, not a curated record. The transcript has a single exon. The coding region runs from base 1 to 582 and encodes 193 amino acids. NCBI's taxonomy places the organism in Eukaryota, Metazoa, Cnidaria, Anthozoa, Actiniaria, Edwardsiidae.